Messenger RNA from Linum trigynum, 204 nucleotides. The record is from the annotation of a GenBank genome assembly. Lineage: Eukaryota; Viridiplantae; Streptophyta; Magnoliopsida; Malpighiales; Linaceae.
AUGCAGAUUGAAACCUCUCUAUCGCGAAGCCUCUGUCUAACUUUGAGCAAUACAGGACUGGUUGCUCCUAUCCGGCAAAGGGAGAGUGAUGGGACUGGUGGGUACGAUCUGGCAGGGGAGAGUGCUGGUCGCCCAGAGUUCCGUCGAGGGUUGAGCUCGGUCGACAGUUUCGGCUUGGCAAUACCGUUUGUCGUCGGCAGAUAA